Messenger RNA from Danio rerio (zebrafish), 2834 nucleotides. NCBI's taxonomy places the organism in Eukaryota, Metazoa, Chordata, Actinopteri, Cypriniformes, Danionidae. The record is from RefSeq and is a predicted model, not a curated record.
AUAAUCACCUGACCAGACGAGUUUUCAAAAUUUAAAAAUGAAAGGAAAUAAUACAAAGUGAAAGUAAUCUGCGGACAUGUGAAGAACAUGUCUGAGCUCAAUGAAACAGCUCGUUUUUGCUAAUCUAUAGCUAAAAUACAUUUUAAAUAAAUGCUAUUAUGUUUCAUUUUGCGUAUUUCAAGAUGCGUCCUCCGAAUUGUUUUCUGAUGUCAGUACUUCUGAUGGUCGCUGAUGGCUUCACUGUUCGUGGUCCCUCUGCUCCUCUGUCUGCUCCUCUGGGAUCUUCAGUGGUUUUGCCCUGUUAUGUUGAUAAAGCUUUACCAGUGGAGGAUCUGGAGGUGGAAUGGAGAAGAGCAGACUCAGAGACUCUGGUUCAUCUGUAUCAAGAUGGUGAGAGUCGAGCAGAGGUCCAGCAGCAGGAUUAUCAUGAUAGAGCUCAUUUCUUUACUGAGAAGAUUCAACAUGGAAACUUCUCCCUCCGUCUGGACAAUCUGACAGCUCAAGAUGAAGGAGAAUACAGGUGUAGAGUUCACAGUCAGCAGGAUUCUGGACAAACUGUGGCUCAGAUAAAAGAUGUUGAGCGUUUGCUGGUGUCAGGAUCAGAUGCGUCCAUCUCUGCAUAUGCUGGUGAGGACGUGACUCUGAACUGCUCUGUAGACUCUCACAUCACACCUGAACACAUUAAAGUUUCUUGGAGCAAAAUACAUAAAGAUGGAGAUAUCUUGGUUCUUCUCUUCCAAAACAAUGAGACUUUACCAGAUUCAUCUCAUGAGCAAUUCAGAGGCAGAGUUGAGUUCUUCACUGCUGAAAUCCCCAAAGGAAACUUCUCUCUCAGACUGAAGAGUGUCCGAACUGAGGAUAAAGAAGUUUACAUGUGUCAGGUGUUUGCUGGAGGAGCUUCAGCCAAUGCUACUGUAGAGCUGGAGAGACUGGGUUUCUCUGCUGUACAAGUAAUAAUGAUGAUUCUCUGUGUUUCUGCAUCUGGAUCUGCUCUUCUGCUCUGCUUUAUGAUCUACUGCAGAUCUCCCUCUAAAGAUCCUGUCUUUCAACUUCAGAUGAUUCUCGUUUUCUGUCCAAAUAUUCUGAUGUUUGUUGCUUUUGUCCUGUGGGGAGUUUCUGAAGGCUCUCUGUUUGAGUCAGUCUCUUGUUGUGCUCUUUAUUUUCUGAGACCUCUCAUGUUGCUCUGGGUCGCUCCAUAUGUCACUGAAUUCACAGGAAACAUUAAAACGUUUAUGGAAUUGUUUAGUUUUAAAGCAGAAUAUGUGGUUUUCUCAGCUGUGUUUUAUUCAGUACUGUUUAAAUCUGUCUUCGACAAAGGUCUGAGUUAUGCAGGAUUUGAAAGUGUCGUGAUUAUAGUCCUCUUUGUGACUGUGCUUCUGUUCAACCUCAUCUUCUUUAUUUUCUUUUUGGAUAAAAUCAUUGAGAAAUUAAGCCAGAGGAUACAGAAUAUAUUCGAUGUUCUGGCUGGUAUCAGCUUUGAUGUUCUGCCUUCACUUCAGUUUAUCCUCCUGUUCUUUGCCUUUGGAUCUGCAGGAGCAGGAUUCUUCAUUCUUGCUGUGUUACCAGUUUUUCUCAAAUUGACAAAUUACAACUGGGAUGUAGUAUGUGGAAAACAGAUGGGCUGUUUACCCUCAGUCAGGAGAUCAGUGUGGUUAAUCCUCAUGUUAUUAAUCAAUGCUUUAAUGGUUUAUUUCUACAUCAUAGCACUGGAGAAUGAAAAAGAUCGUGUUGGAUGGGCCUGUAUGAUUGCGUUUCUGCAGUUACUCUGGGCAGUGAUGGACUUCACACGCUCAUUUAAAUGGAUUCUUCCUCGUGUUGUUCCUGUGUAUGUGUUUGGAUCAGUUGCUGUUGUGUUACUGAACUCUGUUACUCUGAUGACUGAACUCAUACUGAAAACAGUUUAUGGUGAAGGUGCAAUCGGGGAUCUGAGAAUCGUCGUCUUUUCCUCUGAAUACAUCUUCACUUUAUCGCUGAUGAUUCUGCUGGUUUUUGAACCCUGGAUCAAAACGUGGCUGCAGUCAUGUCAGAAGGCAGUGAGAUCUUGUCAAACUCCAGCUGCUGGAUCACAGAAUCAGGACAUUCAGAAUGCAGAAGAAUCUGAUGGAACUCCAGCCAGUGGAUUAAACCAGAAGCCCGAAGAAACAAGUCCUUUACUGCAUGCUGAAGAUCUAGAGUCUGUGAUGAAACCAAAGAAAGAGAUGUGGAAAUGUGUGGUGUUGUGUGACUACACUCCUGAAGAAGACGACAAGCUGAAGCUAGUUAAGGGAGAAACCAUAGAGAUUCUUGCAAAGGAUGAAAAUAGUUGGUGGAUGGGAAAGAAAAAUAAUCAAAUAGGACUAUUUCAACCAACUAAUGUAAAAGAAAUUGCUGUCUCUUCAGAAGAUGCAGCAGGAUCUGAUGAAAGUCCAGCCAGUGGAUCAAACCUCGACUGAAUCAGGACAAAUGAUUCAGCUGGAUUCAAGAGAAAAGGCUCUUCAUCCAACAUUGAAUGCUUACUCAAACACUCAGGAACUCUGAUCAAACAAACUUCAGUGUUGUUUUUUUUACUGUAGAUCACUUGAAUGCACCAUGAAUUGAACUGCCCCUAGCGCACAAAUAAAGUGUUAACUAAGUAACUAAAUGUAUUUGUUAUGCAUAUGGUUUUCUACUGUAUACGUUUAAGGUGUUGGUGUUAGAUUUUGUUUGUUUUUGUAUACAGCAAAUAUAUAGUGUGUAAGUACAGCUCCAAAAAAGUUUUGCAGAGAUAUUGCAGACAAAAUAAUUUUUGCCAGAAUUUAUUUUUAUUUUUCUACUUGUAUCGAAAUAAAGUGACCACAACAUUCGUAUUGCUUAAA